Messenger RNA from Drosophila grimshawi, 724 nucleotides. RefSeq lists its product as uncharacterized. The coding region runs from base 78 to 482 and encodes 134 amino acids. The record is from RefSeq and is a predicted model, not a curated record. The transcript is spliced from 2 exons. Lineage: Eukaryota; Metazoa; Arthropoda; Insecta; Diptera; Drosophilidae.
AGGUCAGAAGUCGUUUGGACGACUGGACGGCUUAAUAAGCUAAUACCGAUAACGGCUUCAAAGUGCUGCCAACAGCGAUGAAGAAUUGCGUCAAAAAGCAAAACGAUGCUGAGCAGAAAAACUUGAGGCACAUAGAAGGCAACGGCAGCUGGAUAAGUUGGCCAAAUAUCAUUCCAAAGCAGCAUGCAAAUCGAGCUGGCCAAGUAGGCCACUUGCAUGCCGGAGAUGAGGAACAAUUUCGUGUGGCGCAGAUUCAUAAUCUUGCCGUAAUGAAAACAGACGCCCACACUAAGGAGGUGAUCAUCAACGCGUGCUAUCAGAUCAAAGAGUCGAAUCAGUCGCCGCACAUGCAGCCCGCUGCAGAGAAAGAGUGUAAACAUGCCGAUCAUGCCGAUGAAUUUCUGGAGGGUGUCUCCCACUUGGCUGAUUGGCGAAUCGAAAAAGUAGCCCACAAUGCUCUGUUGCUGAAUGAGCGCAGAUAAAAAGCAAUAGCCAAAGAAGCUGAGCUGGAGUAGAGCGUUCAGAUAGCCGAGGCGACUCAUCUGGAAAUGUCGUGCUGCAGGUUGACCACUCAGACGGAAAGGAGUCAGUCCUAGAAUAUAGGUGAACAGAAGCAGCGACUGCUCAGCACCGUAAGCAUCUCGUGGAUGGAACAACUGUCUCCAAAUUGACCGCAUGACUUUCGAAAAUAGAACUAGUUUCUGUACCGGAUGCGGAACACCUU